UUUUCUGUCUUGUUUUGAAGUUGCGGUGCUUCACACGUGGUUAUGAAACCGGGUAAGAAGUCUGCAUUUUCUGUCUUCAAGAAGAAGAAGAAGGCAGCAGAAGCACUCACACAAGUUGCCACAGAGCGGACACCAUCAGGAAAAGUGAACAAAGCUUCACGAUCGAAAAGGUUGUCAUUGCCUAAACAGUUCAAGGAAACUCUAAUCAAUGGCGAUGUCACAAACGUCACGACGAAGUCAUUGACUGAGAAGAGGACAACAAGGAAUGGGCCAAAGAAAAAAGCUAAACGGAACUCUGAGUGUACGAACUCUUUUACGGAAGUAGAUUUUAGCAGGUCGCCAAGCCGCCUGAACGUCCAUCAGGCUUCAGAUGACGAAGAACACGAAACAGACGAUGGUCUAAAACAUUCAGAGCGUCGCUUUGCCUGGCUCAUCGACCCCAUCAAAAAGGAGCAAUUUUUCAACGAACUCUGGGAGAAGAAACCGAUGCUCUUGAAGCGACACAAUGCAAAGUAUUACAAGAACCUUUUCAGCUGUUCCUAUUUUGACAAGGUUCUGCGGGAGAAAGUACUUUAUUUCACCGAGAACGUUGACGUCACAACGUACGAGAACGACAAGAGGGAAACACAUAAUCCAGAAGGUCGAGCACAUGCGGCGGCUGUCUGGGAUGCCUUUCAGAGGGGUUGCUCCAUACGACUGCUGAACCCACAGACCUACAGCCGUGGGGUUUGGCGUCUCUGUUCGCAGCUCCAGGAGUUCUUCGGCAGUUUUGUUGGUGCGAAUGUAUACCUCACACCAGCGGGCUCGCAAGGUUUUGCACCUCACUACGACGACAUCGAGGCGUUUGUUCUGCAACUCGAAGGAAAGAAAGAAUGGAAGCUCUAUGCCCCGAGAACACCAUCGGAGGAACUCCCGCGCUAUUCAAGCAGCAACCUAUCUGCCGGCGAAGUCGGGGAACCCAUCCUGACGGCUGUCCUCGAGCCCGGGGAUCUACUCUAUUUUCCGCGGGGCAUCAUCCACCAGGCGAAGACAACGGACGCGAUCCACUCCCUGCACAUCACUGUGUCCACCUGCCAGAAGAAUACGUGGGGUGAUCUUUUCGAGAAGAUGCUUCCGCGAGCUCUGCAGCUUGCCAUAGAAGACGACGUAGAAUUUCGACGGUCGCUUCCGAGGGACUACCUUCAUUCGGUGGGGGUUGCCAACUCCGACCUCGACGAAAAUCCAUCAAGAGACGCAUUUUUACGGAAGGUACGCUGUCUCAUGGAAAAGGUCAUCACGUAUUGCCCUAUCGAUGCAGCGGCCGAUCAGAUGGCAAAGGGUUACGUCCACGAUUCCCUCCCGCCUGUGCUUUCUGACGACGACAAGCGCUGCAGCAUCCACGAAGGUGAGCUUUGGGAAGAUGGACGCGUGGUCAAUGCCCAGGAACUGGACCCAGAUGCGGAAGUCAGGCUGCUCCGCAAAACUGCCGUAAGACUGGUCAUGGAAGAAGACUCAGUUCGAGUAUACCAUUCGUUUGACAACUCUCGAGUCUACCACGAACGCGAGCCCAUCUGGUUCGAAGCUGGUGCAGAGAGCGCCCCCGCAAUUGAGGCUCUCUUCCACGCGUACCCACAGUACCUCAGGAUUGAUGAUCUACCACUGCAAGAGCAGCUACAAAGGAUCGAGGUGGCAUCCAUGCUCUACGAGAAAGGUAUCCUACGUACCAGAACGCCACUUGAAAGCUACGAAGACUCCGACUAAGGCGCCAUAACUGUAUCACAGUAUUUUAUUUCAAAAGGUAACAGAAAUAAUUUCAGUCAUUCAACCGUAAAAGUAAAUGAGGAUAUAUACAAACAUUUCCUUUUGGCGUUUUGACGGUGUAAACCACAAUAGGAAUGCUAUUUUAAUUCAUUCAUUCUUUGUAAAGCUGUCUACUACACAUGAUGCUGUACAACAACGUGUGAAUACACAUAUAUGAAAUAUGCGAGAUGAUGUUCAACGAGUACGGAUGUACGGAAGACUAGUUUGACACCUGCUGGCACUCAAUAUGUACAACAGCCUACAUGUAGCGUAACUAAUGGUUACUAGCCGACAUAGCCAGACAAUCUCUGUGCUGUCCUGGUUAUAUUUUUGCAACCCUGCAUUAAUAAGGCACUGAGUGCUUUAUGCCCCAGGAUGCUGCAGCGACAAUGAAGAGAUUUUGCCCAAAUUAACCAAAUGUUGAGGCACAUCUCAGGUGAAAUAUCCUCUGCUGUGCAAAUGAUGGAUGUCAGUUUUGAGUCAAAUUACAUAGUGCAACUGCAAGUAGCGGGCUUCUUAUUGGCUCUGUGCUCCGGGGCGAUCCUGGGCCGACAAACAUGUUUCCGAGAGCCUGGCUCGGCUGGGUCACGCAGCUAAUUCCACACAAUGCAGGACUAUAUUAGUUUAUACCAUCACACGCUUGCAUCAUUCCUGCGCAUAUAUUUGCAAAAACAAGCAAAGGACACUGCAUUACACAUAUGAUGUCGACACUCUCGAACCUUCUCAAAGCCUCGUCACAUUCUUCUUGAAUCCUCGUAUCUUUCACAAUCACGUUCGCAAAGCUUAGUGACAGGGGUAGGGAUCGGGAGCAGGAGUUUGUCGACAACGUCCUCUACCUCCGCAAAAACUUGUAGUGUGACGAUGUGCGUUCUGUAUUUACUUUGAUCUCGUGCUGUUGCAGCGUUAAACCACCAGUUGUUGUA
This is a messenger RNA of Ornithodoros turicata, 2702 nucleotides long. RefSeq names its product bifunctional lysine-specific demethylase and histidyl-hydroxylase NO66-like (gene NO66). Lineage: Eukaryota; Metazoa; Arthropoda; Arachnida; Ixodida; Argasidae. The record is from RefSeq and is a predicted model, not a curated record. The transcript has 17 exons. The coding region runs from base 43 to 1740 and encodes 565 amino acids.